Molecule: messenger RNA, 1962 nt
Organism: Alternaria rosae
Lineage: Eukaryota; Fungi; Ascomycota; Dothideomycetes; Pleosporales; Pleosporaceae
Product: mitochondrial chaperone bcs1
Exons: 2
Coding region: 1-1962 (653 amino acids)
Biological process (GO): protein insertion into mitochondrial inner membrane from matrix; mitochondrial respiratory chain complex III assembly
Cellular component (GO): mitochondrial inner membrane
Molecular function (GO): ATP binding; ATP hydrolysis activity
Source: RefSeq, a predicted model, not a curated record
AUGGAGAACCUGAAGGAAUCGCUACCUCCUGGCCUCGCAGAUGCAGCCGUCAACAUUCCCGGCUUCGGUGCUAUUAUCCAGCUGGUCCUCAACAAAAUUGGUUUUGAUGUUGGCAGCACGAUGUCUCUAUACCUUUUAUUAUUCGGCAUCUUUCAAGGAGCUAUGUUCUUAUACAAUAGGGGGCGUGGAUGGAUGCAAGAUUAUGGCACCUCCGCCAUCCGGAUAGACGACGAUGAUGAUUUAUACCCCCAGUUCAUAUCCUGGAUAUCAGAACAACGCAUGACAGAAGUCAGCAGAGACUUGAAAGCUACCUCAAGGAAGCCAAAGACGCGAUAUAGUGCAGACUCUGAUGACGAACCCGAAUCGGAUGAUGAAGACGUCUUGGACGAGUCUGGCAUCUUUAAUUACGACAAGUACAAAGGUACCAGUCCAGUGUAUUACGAGCCUAAUCUUGGUGACGACAGCUUCACCCACAAUGGCCAUUAUUUCCAGUUCAGGAAGGAUUCGCAAGAGAACAAAUACGCCGAACGGAUUGAGUACUUUGUCAUUAUCCGUUGCAUAGGUCGCAGCACGAAGCCCGUGAAGGACCUUAUAGAUCACGUCAAAGAAUGGUCAGCGCACAAGAACAACAGCACGACUGAAAUUAUGCGAGCGGAGAUCAAACACGGUGGUUACUGGUCUACCCAGUCCAGCCGACCUUCACGACCUAUUAGCACAGUGACCUUGGAUGAAACGCAGAAGGACAAAGUCGUUGCAGACAUUAACGAAUACCUCCAUCCAGCUACGGCUCGGUGGUACGCCGCCCGCGGUAUUCCCCACAGACGAGGAUACCUAUUCCACGGACCGCCCGGUACCGGCAAAACAUCCUUGAGCUUUGCAGUGGCUGGAAUUUUUGGACUUAGCGUCUACUGCGCUUCUUUGAGUGAGCGUGAUAUGACCGAGUCGGAUCUAGCUACGCUGUUCAGCCAGCUGCCAAAUCGGUGCAUCGUUUUAUUAGAAGACAUCGACAGCGCGGGCAUCCGCCGAGACAAGUCUUCUGAGAUAUCAGCACCAGAUCGCGUCUCGGAGGUGGAAGAGGAAGCCAAGUCAGCUACUGAAGCGAAGGACACCGUGGCAGAGAAGGAGGAGAAUGUUGAGAGCAAAGAUGAGAGGAAGAUCGAGGAAAAGCAAAAGUCCAUCACCGAUAUUGAGAAGAAGAAGUCCUUCCGCCGAAGAUUUACCCAGACGUUACGCCCACGGAAAAUAACCAAACCAGAUAGCGAAACCACCACGCUCGUCACAGACGAUGCAGCAUCAUCCGUCCGAGCACCCAGCAUAAAAUCGCCCAGCAUCAAAGCACCCAGCGUGAAGCCCUCACCUCCCCCUCCUCCACCACCAGUACCUUCUCCCACCGACGAAGAAGGCAGUAAAAGUAAGAUCUCCCUCGCCGGCCUCCUCAACAUCAUCGACGGCGCCGCCUCCAGCGAAGGUCGAGUCUUGAUAAUGACAACAAACUACCCCGAAAAGCUCGACUCAGCACUCAUCCGCCCCGGCCGGGUAGACCUACAGAUCAAGUUUACAUUGGCAACCAAUGCGCAGAUACAAGAAAUCUUCCGUCGCAUGUACAGUCGAGAGGAGGACCUAGCUACGCAAGCACAGAAGAAGAGCGAUGACGAGAAAGCCAAACCUCCUUCCAAAACGAAGAAGAGGAAAGCUAGGCCGUCAAGUGGCACCUCGCCUCUCACUAGCGGUGUCUUGCCGGCAAAGCCCAACUUCGCGACGCUACCGCCAGAAAAGCUGGCGGAGAUGGCGAAGCAGUUCGCGGAAGCGCUUCCAGAGGGUGUGUUUUCACCGGCGGAGAUUCAAGGGUAUCUUUUGCAGAAGAAGGCGGAUCCGGAGGGUGCGCUGGAGGGGGUUAAGGAGUGGAGGGACGCGGUGCUUGAGGCGAAGAAGAAGGGGAAAAAGGUUGUUGAGUUGAAGUAG